Messenger RNA from Astrephomene gubernaculifera, 1283 nucleotides. Lineage: Eukaryota; Viridiplantae; Chlorophyta; Chlorophyceae; Chlamydomonadales; Astrephomenaceae. The record is from the annotation of a GenBank genome assembly.
AAAACGUGUAGCUAGUAAACAGACUUACAUGCUAACAAGGGGGAUCUCCAACUAAUGUACAUUUUUACGAUCUUGCGGUGCUGGUGAAUUUCCUUCCCGACACCCAAACAGCCUCGACGCGCGACGUUAAAGCAUUCUUAGAACCCAGAACUUUCGCUGAAAAGAUGCUAGGGCAACAUGCAAAGCAGAGGCUUAGUCGGCCAGGACAGCAACAAUGUAUCUGUGGAACGUUACAAGGACGGCGUCCAAGAUGCAGCUGGAGCAGAUCCUAUCGAAAAUCUGGACGGGCCAGCGUUGUAGCAGUUCGAGCUUCGGUAGAUAUUGAGGAAGAGGACCUGUUGCAGGUGAAGGACCGCCACAAGUGGUACGAACCCAAGUUCUGUGCCGAGGACCAGCCGGACUGGAACAUUGGCAGCUUCGUCAGCAGCCAGCAGGUUUCCCCCGAGUAUCGUUUGGUGACGGUGGAGGCGGAGGUGAGUCGCGAGCGCAUCCCGCUGCGGUCGGCCUACAAGGCGGCGGGGCAGCGCGCGUGCGUGCGCGUGAACAACGGAGUGGAGCGGCACUGCACGGUCGCCUCGCCGCCCUUCCCGGAGACCGUGAACGAGUUGCCGCUGUUCAAGGUUCGUGGUGACUUGUUCGCUCAUGAAAUCAAGCUACCCCGGGAGCCCAUCAGCGUCAAGGCCGAGUUGACGCUGCUGGUUACGCGCAAGGAGGCUCCCGAGCUGUACGGCAUGGGCCCCGAUGACGUGGUUGAGGUGGGCCCCUUCGGCGGCGAGGGGCUGGACCUGCGGGGCUCGCCGCUCAUGGCCAUCUACCAGUGCCCCACGAUCGUCAUCUUCGUGUCAGGCCGCGGUAUCGCCACCCUGCGGGCGCUGCUGGAGUCCUCCCCGGACGUGGCCAACCUCAACCUGGCCUUCAGGAGGGACGUGCGGGUGUACUACAAGGUUCCCAACUCCGCCAGCAUAGUGUUCGGUGACCGGUUCGAGGAGUGGGAGGCGCUGGGGCCUGUCAGGGUGCUCACCACCACCGUGUCAUUCCAGGACGCGUUCGACGACGACCAGAGCCUCACCUACGACCCGGACACCACCGGAGCACUCAUACUGGUGGGCGGUGACGAGGAGGCUGAGAAGGCGGCUCGCGAGGUGUGUCGCGACGCGGAGAUCACCCGAGUGCUGGCGGACUCGGCGCAGCCCGCCCCCGUGCAGUUCCUGUCCGCCAACCCCUUUGUGGACAUUGAGAGCGGCGGGCGGCGGUUCAACCGCAGCGUGAGCUCGAUAAAGGGG